Salmo salar (Atlantic salmon) is the source of this 5582-nucleotide messenger RNA. RefSeq lists its product as uncharacterized. The record is from RefSeq and is a predicted model, not a curated record. Gene Ontology annotation, cellular component: cytoplasm. Gene Ontology annotation, biological process: double-strand break repair via homologous recombination; interstrand cross-link repair. NCBI's taxonomy places the organism in Eukaryota, Metazoa, Chordata, Actinopteri, Salmoniformes, Salmonidae. Gene Ontology annotation, molecular function: double-stranded DNA binding; single-stranded DNA binding.
CCAAGAGCCCGCCCUAGUGCCAAUCAGUUAGGUUGCGCACAUGCUGCAGUUUCAGUUUGUUUUAUUCACCAUUUUGAGUAGCUCAAGGUAAAAUUUAAACUAAAAUCGCGUUUGGAAAAGAAAUUCGUUCCCGUAUAUUUCGUUUUACGCAGUAGCUCGGGCUUUGGAACGUUUCGUUGCGCCCAUUGGAGUUGCAGAGCGGGACGAUUUCAUUUUUAUUUUCCUGGAUUUAAUUUAAUUCUCCUUUCUUACAUUCUUAACCUCUACAGUAUUUCUGCAAAAUGUCAAGACCAGUGAGGAACAAGAAGGUGGUGAAUUACUCACAAUUCCAGGAAUCUGAUGACGCAGAUGAGGAGUAUGGGAAGAACUCAGACAAGCCUAAGAAGCCUCGUGCGGCUCCUCGCGAGGUGAAGCGCAAGCGGUCAAAGAACUCGCAGGAGGACAGUGAGGAUUCUGAUGAAAAACUCUCCAAAUCCAAAAAUGAUUCAGCAGAUGACUUUGGCAGUGAUGAAGACAACGACUUUGGAGAGGAAGAUGAUGAGGAUGGAGGGAGCGACUACGAGGCUAAACGAGGCAAAAAGGGAAAGACGGCCAAGGUGGCAAAGCCCACUAAGAGGACACCCAAGAGAAAACGACCCGCAGAUGACAGUGAUGAGGAGGUGAGUCGUAAGGUGCGUACGGUGCGCCAGGCUGCCACCAAGGCCGUGUCUAAACAGAGAGAGAUCCUGCUGGGAGACGGAGGCAGUGAGGACGAGGAACGCGAAGACAAGGAGGAGGCCUUCGCAGACCCUGAUGAGUCGGGCAGUGAUGAAGACUUCAUGGUUGAGGAUGAUGAUGAUAGUGACUAUGGCCGCUCCAAGAGCAAGAGGAGCAGCAAGAAGGUGAUCAAACGGAGCCGGCCAGAAAGGAAGGAAAAGAAAUCCCCCAAACCACGACUAAAGGCCACUGUGACCCCCAGCCCAAUGAAAGGAAAGGGUAAAGGUCGCCCCAGUGCUGCCAAGGCCCUGGAGAAGAGCUCGCCCAAAGAGGAGGAAGAGGAGGAGCCAGAGAGCCCUCUGGAGGAGGAGGAGGAGGAGGAGGUGGUGGUGAAGAAGGACUCCUCCCCCACUCCCAAGAAAACAAAGGAGGCACCCGGGAAGGAGAAGGAGAAGAAGGAAAAGGAAGAUGAGGAGGAGGAGGAGGAGGAAGAGGAGGACGGAUCGGAAGAGGACGUACCCUCUGGGGAAGACUAGACCCACAGAACUCCCACCUCUCUCUCCCCCUCCCCUUCCCUCUCUCUCUUUACCUUCUCAAGUUUUUGUUUCUCUUGGUUUAGAGUUUAUUUUGGUUUCAUUGGUGGCCUGGCUCAAUGGUUUCAACCUCAUGUGGAUUUGUUGUUUAGUGUUUGUUGUUUAGUGUCUGGCUUCCCGUAAUGACUGACUGACUGAGGACAUUGAGAUUUUACUCCAUCUCUCUGAACAUGUCCCAUUCCUCCAUCCCUGUCCCCUCUGCUCAGCUACACCUCUAUUGGCACACCUCUCUUCUCUUUUUCAUCUCCCUCUUCGCAGUGACUGCAUUAGUCUUUCCUACACAAGUCUGUGUGAAGCUCAGAAAAUGGUUCUUUAGGCUUUGUUAGUUUGCCUUUCUGAGAGCUCCGUGCUAGUGGACAUCUGUCCUCAACAGUCGCUUGAAGUGUGGAGUCACUGGUUUUCUUUCUGCAGGCUGAUGUGUGUGCAAGUGAGCCUUCAAUAAAAAAAUAUAUAUAUAUAUUCUAGCCAUCUUCUUUAUCUGCUGAGUUCUCCAUUCCCCUCUCCUCCCCAAGUAAUCUUUGGUCUGACAUGACUGGAUAGGUGAAAGCUAUGUAGUAUAACCCUUGCUUGACCUAUCCAGUAGUGUUAGAUCAGUGAUUACUGAGCCCUGGGUUUGUUCAGUCUGUCUGGGUUAGGGUUUCCAUCUCUAUCCUGGUUUCUCAGUGGACUGCUGUUGUCCAAUCAAAGCACUGUUUUUUUUAUUCACUGUUCCACAAUAUCCAUUGGUUUAGUUACAGCCCAACGCUGACUAAUCAGAGAAGGCCACACUGGAGACUCAGAGGGAGGAUAUGUAAGCGUGUGAGAUUGUUCUCCCUUAGGUCCUGUGCCCACUAACCCCAUAGCGCUGUGCCGACACUGACAAAGUGCUUUUUAAACUCUCAAACACAAUACGUUUUAAGGAAGGUUUUACGGUUGUUAUUUUAAAUGUUAACUUGGUUGAAUUAAUGCUGUUGUAUUUCCACCUACUCUGAAGUUAAGCUCUGGCCCUGUGUCAAGGACCUUCAGUAUAACACAUACACAAAGCUUGUUUUGUUAUUGAAUAUGAAACUGUUCAGUCGUGCUUUGAGAUGAAUUGUUUAUUUUAUUAUAACAGUACAUUCAUAGUACAAGGAACAGAGUUGAAGAUCACUUUGGAGUAGCAGUGUGUUAUUGUGCUUUAGACAGAGAGAUUGCUCUGAGCUGUAAACGGUAAUUAUGUUGUAAGAGAGAUGCUCAUGGAAGCAGGUCCUAGAUCAGCCCUAAGAGAGCCUGUUUGUUUGCUGUGUGCUGGUACUACCAGUGUGUGGUUGUGAUGGAGCACACACUCAGGGGGUUUGGUGUUUCCUCACCCUAGACCCUCUACCAUUGGUUUGUGGUUCUGAGAUUUUGGCUGCCCCUGUGCUGGGCAUGACACAUGCAUAAACCAUACACCCAUGCCAGCACACACACACACACACACACACACACACACACACACUACCCUGGCAUGGCCAGAGCAUCCUUUCAUUGUUCAACCCUUUGUGCCAGGCAUCCACAAGCCUUUUUUAAUUGAAUCGAGAGUUGUUUUUUGAGAGCCCCUAAAAUGAAUGUUUUUUUGUUUUUUUUGUUUUGUUUCAAUUCUCUAUUCAGAUUUUUUGUAAUGUUUGUUUUUUAAGAAAAUAAAUAAAAUGUAUCUUGAUUUUAAAAAGAAAAGUCGACCCUAUCCAUCUGUUUUUCUGCUGGGUUUAGGCAGACUGGGACAGCAGACCCAGCAACUCCUUUGUUCCACUCUUCUGUUCCACUCUUCUCCUUUUCUCUUAUUCUAUCGCUCAUCUCACGCGCUCUCUCUCUCCUGCACUCAGCUCAUACUCACUCCCCUCUCUCACACACACACGGCUCAUUCACCUCAGACAGACAGAGAAGAAGUCAGGGUGUUGAUGUAGUCAACAGUGAUGCCGGCUUAUGUUUUGCUCUAUACCUCUCCUCUGCUCUCCUCUACAACCAAUAAACACUAGCUGCAUUUCCCCUAUUCUGCCCUUCACAGAUCUGAUAGGACUGGAUAAGUGACAGCAAUAGAUCCCCACAGUGGUGCCAUAAUACCCAUAAAACCUGGCAGUCAAACGUAAAUGGUUCCAAUCGUUUUUCCACCAUACAUUUUAGAAACACUUAAAAUAAGGGCUGUGUUUUGUUUAGGCUUAAACUGGCGAUGUUUUGAUAACCAUGUAAAUAUCUCUCAGACAAGGUGACUUAUUAAAUAUAUUUGGCUCUAUUUACUCUGAUUCAAAAAUGCUAAUUAGCAUCAAAGUAGACAUUAGCAAGACUACAAAUCCCUGCAUGUCAUCUCAAGCUGGCAUCUUUUCUAACAGGUAAAUUGUCAAUGUAAAACUUGCACAAAACAGUUCACAGAAUUGUCAAUUUAAAGAAAUUUAGCCAAUUUAUUAGUUAACCCAGAGAUUCUUACCUUUUGCCUCGAUUCAGGGGUCUUAUCCAGAUGAUCAUGGCGUUUGUAGUUCUUUAUGAUAGCCACAUUAGCAGCUAAUUAGCAUUUCAUUUUAGGUGGGUAAAUACAGGCCAAUAUAUUAAGUCACAUUGUCCUAGAGAGAUUCACACCGUUAUCAAAACGUCACGCCGAGGUCAGCCUACACGAAACAAGUCCUUAUUUUAUUUGAAGUGUUUCUAAAAUCCACUAUGGGGAAAAAUGAAUGGUGGAAAAACGAUUGGAACCAAUUCCUUUUUUGACCGCUAGGUAUUAUGACUCAUACAGUGGUACUCUAUAUGAAGGAAUCUUGGUCAAACCACUGCUUAUGCCUUCCCGGUUGUUUCAGAUCUGCAAAUAGGAGUGUACAAGGGCAGAAGUGAGAGAGAAGCCAUGAAAUGAGUGCAAGAGAAUGUUUGUUACUCCUCCCUGGGUUGAAAAAUAUUUUUGAGCCAAACCUAUGGUAUUGUAAAGCAUUCUUGGUCUAUGUGGGUUCAUUAUUGUUUUCGCUGAGAAUUAAAGCUACUAGUAAUUAAAACAAGUUUGGGCGCUUUCUUAUUGCCUUAUAUUCCCUUGGUACUACUAAACUAGAGGAGCACUUGGUAUGGUGUGAUACAUGGGGAUUGGAGGGAUGUUAUGGUGAAUACUAAACCUGUAGAUCUUAAAUGAUUCCACCCGGCCUACAGGAGUGCCUAGGGCGUUGGGGCUAGUGGUCACUUUGGAAUUCAGCAAAUGAGUGCUCUGCCUUGGAUGUUGACCAACUGAAGCCAUAGAUCUAACAUAGUAUUAGAGGACGACGUGGAGGGGGUGUCUGUCAUCAAAGGAAAAUAAUGAAAUAGAAGACCUAGCUGACCGAGAUCAAAGCUGUUAUUAUACCAAGGGACCACUGUAUGUAUAUAUUUUUUGGCCUAUCCGUCAGACCCAAUGAUGUUCUGACCAAUACCAAAUCGCUCAAGACUGCAAAUAUGUGCCCUAGAAGAUGUUUCAGCAGACCAAAACCGAAACCUUGGUUCUGGUGUACUUUCCCUGGUACCCUCCUGAUGGCAGUGGACAAGUGUUUAUAUGCCUAACUCCAAACUGGCCCCUACAGGUCCAAGCACUUCUGUAGAUCAAAGAUGGGUAUUAGCACAUUUUGAUGACAAAAAUCAAACGUUAUUGAUUACCAAAUUGCCUAUUCAAACCUUGGCUACACAUGGGCCUUAGGGUUAGGAGUUAAUUUGGAUUGGUCAUCUUUGUAUAGGACUUGUAUCAUGUUCCUGAAUGACACUGAAUGCUUGCACUGUGUGGGGUUUCUGUGUCCAGGCAGUAGGGGCUCCCACACAGGGCUAUAAGGUCCAUACUUCUAGGCUUCUUUUCUGCUAGUUAAUCGAAUGAUUCAUGUCACUGGUUGGCCAGAGAACUCUCUUACAUGGUAAGAGGUUUGAAUCAGGGGAAGGAUUGAAACCAGUAGUGCUGUGUACCUCCAGGCCCAGAUUUGAAUCCCCCUGUUUAACAUGAACACAUGACCAUGACAAACAAUGGAUUUACUAUUUCUUUCCCAUCCUUUCUUCAGUAUCCCUGCAUUUAUAUUGCUUUUCAUUUGUUUAUUUCUAUGUAUCUUAAAUUGUACUGGCAAUGUAAAUGUAAGCAAAAUUGUGAUUCUUACAGGUGAUUGCGCCGAGAAGCUUUUGUCAGUGUUGUGGAAUGGGAACGCUGAACUGUUGAAUAUUUUGCAUGUUGUGGAAAAGUGAGUAGCGACGAUGAUGGUAAUGAUGAUGAUGAUGAUGAAGGCAAUAUUGUGGUCUUAAAGUAUUAACGACAACAAUGAUGUUGAUGACAUUUUGGUUUCCCGGCUUCUAAUAAAGGCAACCUACUUUUUA